CUUGCCGACACUUAGAUUUGGGCUGGUGCGCGAGCUCAUCUUCAGUGACAAUGUCUGGAAGACCUCAAGACGAUAGAAAUCAGGAGGCUACUGUAUAUCUGGGUAAUCUCGAUGAACGGUGCACUGACGCACUCAUUUGGGAGUUGAUGCUACAAGCAGGACCUGUCGUCAAUGUGCAUCUUCCAAAGGAUCGUAUUUCAAUGGCUCAUCAGGGGUACGGUUUCUGUGAGUUCUUGACAGAGGAGGAUGCCGAGUAUGCAUGCAAAAUUAUGAACCAGAUAAAAUUAUGGGGUAAGCCCAUCAGGGUGAACAAGGCAUCAUCCGACAAAAAACAACUGGAUGUGGGAGCAAACCUCUUCAUCGGUAACUUGGACGAGAACGUGGACGAGCGGCUACUAUACGAUACUUUCAGCGCCUUUGGUAUGAUGGCUACGACAGCAAAGAUUGCACGAGACCCUGGCACGGGGCUUUCGAAGGGUUAUGGCUUUGUCUCAUAUACCGACUUCGAGUCUUCCGACGCCGCGACAGAGUCCAUGAAUGGCCAGUUCCUCAUGAACAAAGCCAUCACUGUGCAGUAUGCGUUUAAGAAAGACGGCAAAGGCGAGCGUCACGGCACCUCAGCAGAACGUCUACUCGCCGCACAAGCACGGAAGAACAACGCGCUUCCCGUCGGUUCCCGCCCUCCUCCUGCGCAGAUGGCUUUUGGUGCUCGUCCUCCUAUGCCAGGGUUCCAGGGUCCUUAUCAAGGACAAUUUGCGGGCGUGCUUGCUCAGCCGCCACCUCCACCCGGUUUCAACCCGCCGCAGGCGGUUGUUCCACAAGGGAUGCCAGUGAUGGGAGGGAUGCCACCUGUGGGGAUGGGAAUACCACCUCCACCGCCCAACAUGUCCAUGUUUCCUCCUGGAGCAUUCCCGCCUCCGCCACCACCUGGUUUCGCCGUGCAAAAUGUGCCUGGAGCCAUGGUUCCGCCUCCUCCUCCUGUACCUCCUUAUUAAACAGUGGUAAAAAUUUUGUGGAUGUGUGUCGCUGACUUUGGAAUAGUCUUUCUAAAAAAUCAGACUGUUUUCCUGUGCAUGUGAAAUUCUCGAGCAACAUAUUUGACUGCUGUGAGUUGAGUCUACUAAGCCUAGGCAUAUUUUGUGUCAGUCAUUCUUACAUGUAAAGCUUCACAUCUUUUUUAAGUAUUUCGACAGGCCCUCAACGCACCACUGGACCGCUCGGACA
Messenger RNA from Suillus subaureus, 1224 nucleotides. RefSeq lists its product as uncharacterized. The transcript has 5 exons. Bases 51 to 995 code for a protein of 314 amino acids. NCBI's taxonomy places the organism in Eukaryota, Fungi, Basidiomycota, Agaricomycetes, Boletales, Suillaceae. Gene Ontology annotation, cellular component: U12-type spliceosomal complex; nucleolus. Gene Ontology annotation, biological process: positive regulation of mRNA splicing, via spliceosome. The record is from RefSeq and is a predicted model, not a curated record. Gene Ontology annotation, molecular function: RNA binding.